This is a messenger RNA of Onthophagus taurus, 661 nucleotides long. RefSeq names its product myophilin. Lineage: Eukaryota; Metazoa; Arthropoda; Insecta; Coleoptera; Scarabaeidae. The record is from RefSeq and is a predicted model, not a curated record. Gene Ontology annotation, molecular function: actin filament binding. Gene Ontology annotation, biological process: actomyosin structure organization; actin filament organization. Gene Ontology annotation, cellular component: actin cytoskeleton.
UGGCACAAACGCUUCAGUGUAUCGAAAGCUUUUCAGCCUUCAGUAACUCUCUAAAUUUCACCCCAGGAAAAAAAUUAAUUCAAACAAUGUCGAAACGGAAUAAGGAUUUAGAAUCUGAAGUUUUAAAUUGGAUUUUUGCGUGUUUGGGGGAACCAGUUCCAGCUGGCGAAUUUGAAGAUAUCCUCAAAGACGGAGUUGUUCUUUGCAAUUUAAUCAAUAAACUUCAACCUGGAUCCGUUAAAAGGAUUCAAAAAAAAGGUACCAAUUUCCAACUUAUGGAAAAUAUCCAAGCUUUUCAAGCCGCUGUGAAAAAAUAUGGAGUUCCUCAAGAAGAAAUCUUUCAAACAGCCGAUUUAUUUGAAAGGCGUAAUGUAGCUCAAGUUGCUCUUUCAUUAUUUGCUUUGGGAAGAUUAACUCAAAAGCAUCCUGAAUGGAAUGGACCAACUUUAGGACCAAAAAUGGCUGAGAAGAAUGAAAGAGCGUUCACUGAAGAACAAUUAAGAGCUCACGAAGGUGAAUUGAACCUUCAAAUGGGUUAUAAUAAAGGCGCCAGCCAAUCUGGACAUGGUGGAUUUGGAAAUACAAGACAUAUGUAAAAGAAUGAAUAAGAUUUUCAUAAAGUAUUUAUAUUUUUUUAGAUAAAACCUAACUUUUUAACUUA